Brassica oleracea var. oleracea is the source of this 2057-nucleotide messenger RNA. RefSeq names its product F-box/LRR-repeat protein 2-like. Gene Ontology annotation, biological process: SCF-dependent proteasomal ubiquitin-dependent protein catabolic process. Gene Ontology annotation, molecular function: protein binding. NCBI's taxonomy places the organism in Eukaryota, Viridiplantae, Streptophyta, Magnoliopsida, Brassicales, Brassicaceae. Gene Ontology annotation, cellular component: SCF ubiquitin ligase complex. The transcript has 2 exons. The record is from RefSeq and is a predicted model, not a curated record. The coding region runs from base 731 to 1966 and encodes 411 amino acids.
CGGCGAGAGGAGAGAUGGAGAACAGGAGAAGAUUGGGAGCCAUUCAGGUGAAAGCGGUGAACGAGCAAGCGAAUCUCGAAGUGAAUCUCCUCCAAAGACAGUCUCAACAACAUCCGCGCAGCCAACGCCCGCCUCGAGGAGCUCUCUAACGACCUCUCUCUUCGUCCUCAAGGUACGAAGAUGCUCGUACCACUCACCGCGUCCUCUCUACGCGCCUGGGAGACUUGAUGAAUGAUGAUGGUGGAACAAUCUUAACACACAGAGUUUUCUUUAACUCGUUUCUCGUGUAGUUAGUGACUAAGCAUCCAGUUUCGUCUAAGAUUGUUGUGGAGACAUGGAAUCUCCGUAUAGAAACAGAGCAAUGAGAAGAAGUAAGUCAACUCAGAUGGGUCCCAAGAGUUUCUCCUCUUAGGAAGAAAGACAACAAGUCUCUCUUUCUCUCUCUCUCUCUGUCUUCAUCUGAAAGUCGUUGACUUUGGUUGGUGGAGUGUCUCUUACUGACCAAACAAAACUAACCGCCAUUGAAAGUGCUCAAUGAUAAGACACAUCUCCUUGUACCAAACGUUUAAAAUUCCUGAAUUGCCCAUCCACCGAACAUGGAUAGAUGAGGAUGAGCAUCUUUGCGUCAUCUUCACAAAACCUUUUGUUGCUUUCCUGCUACCACACGAUUCCUAAGUCUCAUCUAACAAUGCCCUUUUAACCGCAGCAGAGGAAGAAGAAGAAGCUGAUCAUGGCUUCGGUCUGCGUUAAUGAUGCUUUAACCGACGACGAGCUGAGAUGUGUAUUGUCCAAGCUAGACAGAGACAAAGACAAGGAAGUGUUCAGUCUUGUCUGCAAGAGGUGGCUAUAUCUGCAGAGCACAGACCGGAAGAAGCUGGCGGCGCGUGCUGGUCCACACUUGCUUGGCCGUCUCGCCCUCAGGUUCACUCAAAUCGUCGAGCUGGACUUCUCUCAGUCAGUCUCCAGGUCGUUUUAUCCAGGUGUCACUGAUUCUGACCUCACUGUCAUAGCCGAGGGGUUUAGGUGUCUCAGAGUUCUCAAUCUCCACAACUGCAAAGGUAUUACAGAUACUGGUUUGGCCUCAAUAGGGAGGUGUCUUUCUUUACUGCAGUUUCUGGAUGUAUCAUACUGCAGAAAACUCUCAGACAAAGGACUAUCAUCUGUUGCAGAAGGCUGCCAUGACCUAAGGACAUUGCAUCUAGCUGGUUGUCGUCUCAUCACCAACGAGUCUCUAAAAUCACUCUCUGAGAGAUGCCGUGACUUGGAAGCUCUCGGCCUUCAAGGCUGCACCAAUAUCACUGAUUCAGGCCUUGCUGAUCUUGUAAAAGGAUGCAGAAAGAUAAAAAGUUUGGAUAUCAAUAAAUGCAGCAAUAUAGGAGAUGCUGGAGUAACCAGUGUGGCCAAAGCUUGUGCAUAUUCACUCAAGACGCUCAAGUUGCUUGACUGUUACAAAGUUGGGAACGAAUCUAUAUCGUCUCUUGCUCAGUUUUGCAAGAAUUUGGAGACUCUGAUCAUCGGUGGAUGCAGAGACAUCUCUGAUGAAUCUAUCAUGUUACUUGCACAUUCUUGUAGAGACAGCCUCAAGAACCUGAGGAUGGAUUGGUGCUUGAACAUAUCUGACUCUUCCCUUACUUGUAUUCUGAAGCAGUGCAAGAACUUGGACGCUCUUGAUAUCGGUUGCUGUGAAGAGGUUACAGACAAUGCUUUCCGUGAUUUGGGGAGUGGUGAUGUUAUGGGUUUGAAGGUUUUGAAGGUGAGUAACUGUCCCAGGAUCACAGUGAAAGGGAUAGGCAAGGUUUUGGAGAAAUGCAAGUCCCUGGAGUAUAUAGAUGUAAGGUCUCUUCCUUAUGUGACAGAGGUAAGAUGCAGUGAGGCUGGCCUAGAGUUCCCUAAAUGUUGUAAAGUUAACUUCUCUGGAAGUUUAACCGAACCAGAUGUUCUGUUGGGAUACUCUAGUCUGCCCUAAACCCUUUGUAAUCUCUCUUUAUAUAUCUCUCUGUGUAUGAAUGUGAUCAUGGCUUAUGGUCCAUCAAUGAGUACAUUUUGUGCAUUGUAUA